AUGGGCCCCUGUACCGCCUCCCCAUGCUGCUGCCAGGCCCGUAAUCUGCCAUGGGCCCCUGUACCGACUCCUCAUGCUGCUGCCAGGCCCGUAAUCUGUCAUGGGCCCCUGUACCUACCCCCGCCUCCUCAUGCUGCUGCCAGGUCCAGAGUGUGUCAUGGGUCCCUGUACGGCCUCCCAUUGCUGCUGUCUCUAUCGCCACACUCUGCCAUGUGCCACUUUCAGGUCUCCUCACACUGCUGGUGGUUUCCAUUUUUGUCAUAGGGUGCUGUAUGGCCUCCCAUUGCUGCUGCCUCCCUCCACCGCCACACACUGUGGCUCCACACUCUGGUUUUGGCCCCGUGACUGCCCAAAUGAGUGAAGUGUGCGGUGAUUCUAAGAUCGACGGCACUCAUCUGCAUGUCAUACUGACUGACAGUAUUAUUUCUCUUCCCCAGCAGACUCCAAGGGCAUUUAAAUUAAAGGUACAGUGUUCUGCACUAAUAUUA
Staurois parvus is the source of this 488-nucleotide messenger RNA. The record is from the annotation of a GenBank genome assembly. NCBI's taxonomy places the organism in Eukaryota, Metazoa, Chordata, Amphibia, Anura, Ranidae.